This is a messenger RNA of Antechinus flavipes (yellow-footed antechinus), 3957 nucleotides long. It is a transcript of the gene PPM1J, whose product is annotated as protein phosphatase, Mg2+/Mn2+ dependent 1J. The record is from RefSeq and is a predicted model, not a curated record. Gene Ontology annotation, biological process: protein dephosphorylation. The transcript has 10 exons. NCBI's taxonomy places the organism in Eukaryota, Metazoa, Chordata, Mammalia, Dasyuromorphia, Dasyuridae. Gene Ontology annotation, molecular function: protein serine/threonine phosphatase activity. The coding region runs from base 2267 to 3787 and encodes 506 amino acids.
GCUUCCACCCCCUCCCCCAGAUGGCAAGCAGUCCUUUAUAUGUUAAAUAGGUUACAGUAUAUCCUAGAUACAAUAUAUGUGUGCAGAACCGAACAGUUCUCUUGUUGCACAGGGAGAAUUGGAUUCAGAAGGUAUAAAUAACCCGGGAAGAAAAACAAAAAUGCAAGCAGUUUAUAUUCAUUUCCCAAUGUUCUUUCUUUGGGUGUAGCUCCUUCAGACAGAGGAAAUUAAAUGACUACUGUUAAGGUUACUUUGGCCUUUACAUCAAAAGAGGAAGUUGAACACAGAUCUUCAGACUCCAUGAUCAGUGCUUUCUCUAUGUUGCACUGGAUUCUCUUUUUCUUCCUCGUCUUUACCUUAAUGGUAAAAUGGUCAUUUAAAGCAACAUCCUGAAGCCUAACUAUCAGAGGUGACUGGCUUAAGAAAGUUUGGUUAAUAGUUAAGAAAUUAGAUCUCAUCCAUUGUAGUCCCCAAGAGAUAAAUAUUGUAAUUGAUUUGGGAGCAAUGAGUUUGGAUGAUUCACAGAAUCAAAGAAUCUCAGAGUUAAAAAGUAAGUCGACUUAUUGGUAUCACCCUCUUCAGACAUGGGUUGAACUAAGUGGUCUCUUAAGAGCCCUUCCACAUCUAAAAGUCUAGAAUUCUGUAAGAAUUUGGGGAGCGAAGAAGAAGGGAUCAGGGUGAGGAGAGAUUUUGAUUAUAAAUGAAAUGACUAACCAUCUUCUUCAGUUAAGGCUACAAGGUCCUGACUAUCUAUCUAUAUCUGUAUAUAAGUAUACAGAUAUAGACACACACACACACACACACACACACACACACACACACACACUUAUAUCCCUUGUGCUGAGUGAGGAAUGUAAAGCAUAAAGAAGGGCUACACAAGAUAGCAAGGAGAUGCCCCAGAAACACUGAAUAAUAAGAACUAGGUAUUUCUGGAAAAUUGACAUACAGUGACAUUCUUAUCUAUGCCUUCAGGUCAAUUCAACAGACAUUUAUUAAGAUCUUUUUUUGGAAGGGGGGCAUCAUGACUUAGUGUUUAAUGGGUGCUGGGCUUAGAGUUAGAAAGUCCAGGCUUUGAUGCUUCCUAUUUGAAUGACUCUGAAUAAACCUUUCUGUGUCUCAAGCAGCUUGUGAUCCCUAUUGAUGGAGGAAGUUCUCCAAGCUGAUGAAAUCACAGCUCCUUUCCAUCUUAAUAAGUUAUUGUACUUUAUCCUAACUCUAUUUUAGUAUUUCCCUUUUCUGAAUUUCUGUAGGGCAACCCAAUUUUCUGUCCUUUUCCCCCAACUAAAGAUGGUUAGCUUGGCCUGUGUCUCCCUCCAGUGGUGGUUACAUGACAGGCUCAGUGCCCCACUGAACUUUGUCAGUUAUCAUCUAAAUCACUUUCCCUCUUAAAAAAAUAAAAACAAACAAAAAACCAAACUUAAGCCCCCUCAGAUCUCUAAUACUGGGGACAUAGACUGGGGUGAGACUAGGGCAAUCAAAAGGAAAAGAGGUAACUAGGGUUAGAAGAGGAGGGAAGGAGGAAAAAAAGAGUGACAAUAAAGCCUUUGCCACAGGAGAUGGUCUACAUGGAAAAAUGACCAAUAGGGAAAUUACAUGUACAGAUUCAUUCACUAAUUCAAGUUAGUUUGCCCAUAUUCAGCCAUUACCUUGCCCUUUUCCCCUAUCCUCCCCCACCACACAUAGAGGUGUUGUCACACCAAGUCACCAGGCAGCCUCACACCCAGAGGUUGCAGACACUUAAUUCCUCGGGGCAGCCACCCUAGUUAAGGCACUGAGGUAAUCUGGUCCAGCUCUCUGCCUUCAGGAGAGGUCCCCCUGCAAGGCUAGUCUGUAGAUGGGGUUUAUUCUCAGAGAGCUCCACUAAAAAACCACUUGGGUCUUCCUUGGUUCAUUGGUUUCCAGCUCCUCAGAAAAGGACUUCUAAUUUAUGAAGUCUGGUUUAGUACACGGGAGACCUGGAGACCCAAGCCACUUCCCUACAGAUAGGGGGUCCAUCUCCUUCCCAGGUCAGUGAAGGGAAACUGAGGCAAAGGAAGACGCGAGGGAAGAGGCAAGGGAACGGGGCUAGGUGAUGCUGGCCAAGUUUAGCGGCUCCGCAGCUGGCCUGGAUGAAGCGGGAGCCAGUGAUGGAGAGUUAAGCUUAGCUUAGAGAUCACCCCGUUCCGGGAUCUGAAGGGCUGGUGUCAGCACCUCCCUCCCAGAACCCUCAGGGGUGGGGCGUUCUUAGGGCAGGGCCAACUCUGGGGGCGAAGCCAAGAGUAGCAGCAUGCUAAACAGAGUGCGCUCCGCCGUGGCGCACCUGGUCAGCUCCGGGGGUCCACCGGGGUCUGGGUCCAAAGACCUCCCUGCUACAGAGUCGCCUGUCCCCACUGCUCCCCCAACGGCACCCCGAAGCCCUCCGGCGGGGGCUGAAAGCGGAAGCAGAGCAUUUGGGGGCGCUGUGGAGAGUCGGGGCAGUUUCUCUCGACCCACCUUCUUGCAGCUGAGCCCGGGGGGGCUAAGACGGGCGGAAGAUCACGCUGGCCGGGUCGUGCAGAGCCCCCCGGAUACGAGCCGCCGCCUGCCCUGGAGAACUGGCUAUGCCGAGGUCAUUAACGCAGGCAAGAGUCGGCAUAAUGAGGACCAGGCAUGCUGUGAGGUGGUUUAUGUUGAAGGCAGACAGGCCAGAAUGGGUGGGCCAGGGAAAUCCAUCACAGACCAGGGCCAACAGGGUCUCUGCUUCCACUACUGGGGCCUGUUCGACGGCCAUGCAGGGGCUGGGGCAGCAGAGAUGGCCUCGAGACUUCUUCAUCGAUAUAUCCGGGAACAGCUUCGGGGCCUGGUGGAGAUCCUGCAGGACCCUGCUCCCCCCCCUCUGUGCCUUCCAUCCGAUACUGAGGCUUCUGUCUCCUUGGAGUCCUCAUGUCCCGGUGGGUCCCAGCCCUGCUGGCCAUUGCAGAAAGAGGUGACCCACGAGAGCCUGGUAGUGGGAGCCAUUGAGAACGCCUUCCAGUUCAUGGAUGAGCACAUGGCACGAGAGCAGAGGAGUCAGCAUGCAGUCGGUGGUUGCUGUGCCCUGGUUGUGGUCUACCUCCUAGGGAAGAUGUAUGUGGCCAACGCUGGAGACAGCAGGGCUAUCAUUAUUCGAAAUGGAGACAUCAUUCCAAUGUCUCGGGAGUUUACCCCUGAGACAGAAAGACAAAGACUGCAACUCCUUGGUUUCCUGAAGCCAGAGCUACUGGGCAAUGAGUUCACCCACCUCCAGUUCCCCCGGAGAGUCCAGCCAAAAGAGCUGGGUCAACGAAUGCUGUAUCGAGACCAGAGCAUGACUGGCUGGGCCUAUAAAAAGAUCGAACUGGAAGAUCUCAGGUUUCCCUUGAUUUGUGGAGAAGGCAAAAAGGCUCGGGUAAUGGCCACCAUCGGAGUGACCCGAGGUUUGGGUGACCAUAAUCUAAAAGUGUGCAGUUCUACUCUGCCCGUCAAACCCUUCCUCUCCUGUUUCCCGGAGGUACAGGUAUAUGACCUGACCCAGUAUGAGCACUGCCCAGAUGACGUCUUAAUCCUGGGAACAGAUGGAUUAUGGGAUGUCAACAGUGACAAAGAUGUGGCUGCCACUGUGGACAAAGUGCUAUCUAGCUACGAGCCCAAUGAUCCCAGCAGGUACACUGCACUGGCCCAAGCCCUGGUCUUGGGGGCCAGGGGCAUCUCCAGGGAGCAGGGCUGGCGGCUCCCCAAUAACAAAAUGGGCUCUGUUGAUGAUAUUUCUGUCUUCGUCAUCCCAUUAGGGGGGCCUGGCAGCUAUACUUAAGGGGCCCAGGCCCCUCCUCCCUCAGCCUCUUCAGAAUCCGGCUCCAGCCCAGCCCAGACCUUGCAGCUGGUGCCAUAAUACUGUUCGGUAGGACUUUCACUGGGCAGGGAUUGUCAGCUGGUUCUAUCUUACCCAGGGAUGUGUGUAAAUAAAUCAAACGGAUCCAAAAA